Molecule: messenger RNA, 2927 nt
Organism: Nematostella vectensis (starlet sea anemone)
Lineage: Eukaryota; Metazoa; Cnidaria; Anthozoa; Actiniaria; Edwardsiidae
Product: histamine H2 receptor
Exons: 2
Coding region: 374-1399 (341 amino acids)
Biological process (GO): G protein-coupled receptor signaling pathway
Cellular component (GO): membrane
Molecular function (GO): G protein-coupled receptor activity
Source: RefSeq, a predicted model, not a curated record
UCUCCUUGCGUUGUUUAUAAAAACGGCCCCAAACGGUCCCAAAAAUGACCAUAACAUGCUUCGCCAAUUAAUAAACAGUUCCUGACUUUGAGGUAAAAAUUAUUCAAAUUUGAAUACCAAUUGCCGGAAAAUUCAGCAGAGCGCACAAGUUACAGGAAGAGGUCUUUGUUUGUUCUGCACCCAGACAGCACUUUGAUUGGUGCAUUAAUCCACAGCAAGCUUCAUUAGAAGGCUGGUGUUUUUGUCAGUCAAGUCAGUUGUCUCUACUGUCGACUCGAUUUGGCACCAAAUCUGCCAAGCACAACGCAUCCGUGAAAAGUAGCGAUGCACCGGUAAGCUGACGCACAAGUGAAGUGAAGCCGCCUUUUACAAGAUGAACAAUUCAACAUCCCAUCAUCACUUCAAUCUUGCAAACUCAACGAUUCAGAACGGAAGUAGAACUUCUACAGAUUCCUCUUACGGCAUCCCCACAUCCUUCGUCGUUGUCUUCUCGUUCUUGCUUGUUCUAUCGCUGCUUAUCAUCGCCACCAACUCUUCUGUGAUAUACUUCGUGGCGAGUAGGCGCUACCUCAAGACGUCUACUAAUAUUGCACUAGCAUCAUUGGCUGCCUCGGAUCUGCUGACAGGUCUUCUAGCCAUCCCACUUAUCGUAACCUGCAAUAUCCACCAUAAGGUUUGCCUGGCGAUGGAUAUCACGUCGCGCUUCAUUGCCUACUCGACUGUCCUACAUCUACUGGUAGUUACCCUCGAGCGGUACAUCAUGAUCGUGCACGCCAUGAAAUACAAGCUGUGGAUCACAAAGAAGAGAACCAGUAUUGUCCUGACAUCGGUAUGGGUCUUCUCUGCCGCCACAUCCUUUAUCCAGCUCUCCUGGGUCGAUUUGAAGAACCCCAAUGACCCCACAGAUAGCACGCUGAAGAAGGACCUGGUCUACGAUCUGAUCUGCUUCGCAGGUAUUGUGCUGAUGUCUCUAGUCCUGAUCGCAUUCGCAUUAAGUAGCGUCUUCCUUGUCUUGCGACGGCAAGCGAGAAACAUCAAGAAGCUGAAUAGCUCCGUGGAAAGAUCUUGCCGUACUAGGGCGAAGAGGAUCCAGUGCAAAGCGGCCAUCACCUUCGCAGGAAUGCUUCUCGCUUUCAUAAUCUGUUGGUUCACCUAUUUUUUGGAGGGCAUCAGAAACGACUUGCAGCUUGAGGCACUUAAAAAGCCUUUUUGGGCAGAUGUUGUCUUAGUGUUCAUGCGCUUUGCGACAGCCAUUGUCAACCCGCUUCUCUACGCACUGAUCAAGAAAGACUUCAAGCGAGUCAUCAGGCUUCCGUCUUUCAGCUUUGAUCGUUCCACUCCCCCAUUGCCACGCAAUGCUUUGAAUCCUGAGAACAAUGAGGCAGAGGACAGCGUGUAACGCGUCAGCAACCAAGGGAACUCGGACCGUGAAGAGAUCAAUCACCAUGAUAGCCAAGACAUCUACACAAAGACAGUAAUCACACGAAAAUACUGGACGAGAAAAACAACACAAAUACGGGUAAUACAGAGCAAGACAUGUCACCAACAACCAUGAUAGCCAAGACAUCUACACAAAGACAGUAACCACACGAAAAUACCGGACGAGAAAAAGAAAACACGGGUAAUACGUAGCAAGACAUUACAACACAGAGAGGGUUAAAAUAGCUUUAGUUGGAUUUUAAUGAAUUAUCACAAAAGUAGUACAUGCUAAAAAUCAUUAAUGACCUUAGUGGGUCCUAGUGGUUGUCUAUGAUCAGUGUCUUAAUGGGUCUUUGAUCAGUGUCAUAGUUCGUUGUUAGGAGGGGUUCUUGUUAUAAGGUACUGGUUGUGGGGGGAGAGGUGGUUAUUGUUGUAUGGUACUGGUCGUGUGGGGAGAGCUGGUUAUUGUUGUAUGCUACUGGUCCGUGUGGGGAGAGCUGGUUAUUGUUGUAUGGUAUUGGUCAUGAAGGGAGGGGUGGUUAUUGUUGUAUGGUACUGGUCAUGAAGGGAGGGGUGGUUAUUGUUGUAUGGUACUGGUUGUGGGGAAAGAGGUGGUUAUUGUUGUAAGGUACUGGUCGUGUGGGGAGAGGUGGUUAUUGUUGUAAGGUACUGGUUAUGGGGGGAGAGGUGGUUAUUUUUGUAAGGUAAUGGUCAUGAAGGGAGGGGUGGUUAUUGUUGUAUGGUACUGGUUGUGGGGAAAGAGGUGGUUAUUGUUGUAUGGUACUGGUUAUGGGGGGAGAGGUGGUUAUUGUUGUAAGGUACUGGUCGUGUGGGGUGAGGUGGUUAUUGUUGUAAGGUACUGGUUAUGGGGGGAGAGGUGGUUAUUGUUGUAAGGUAAUGGUCGUGUGGGGAGAGCUGGUUAUUGUUGUAAGGUACUGGUUAUGUGGGGAGAGGUGGUUAUUGUUGUAAGGUACUGGUUAUGGGGGGAGAGGUGGUUAUUGUUGUAAGGUACUGGUUAUGGGGGGAGAGGUGGUUAUUGUUGUAAGGUACUGGUUAUGGGGGGAGAGGUGGUUAUUGUUGUAUGGUACUGGUUAUGGGGGGAGAGGUGGUUAUUGUUGUAAGGUACUGGUCGUGGAGGGAAAGGUGGUUAUUGUUGUAUGGUACUGGUCGUGGAGGGAGGGGUGGUUAUUGUUGUAUGGUACUGGUUAUGGGGGGAGAGCUGGUUAUUGUUGUAAGGUACUGGUUGUGGGGGGAGAGUUCGUUAUUGUUGUGAGGGCUUUUUCAUGUUGCAAUGGGUGGUUGUAAGUUACUGGUUUAUGGUGGACGUUGGCUGUUCUAAUCAGGGCACUGGUCGGUGUUGUGAGUGUGUGUGUGGGGGGGGGAGGUAGUGAGCAGAUUUUGCUUUAAAGUGUUAAGUCCAAACUUAACUAGGUUAAAAAGCACUACUUUAAGGCGUUAUUAGUGUAGAAUACUUCUACUGUAGAAAAUAAAAUCUUAUUAUUCACGAA